AUGUCGAGCCCCGAUUACUACAAGAUUUUAGGAAUCUCUCAGGAUGCCACGCAAUCACAGAUCCGCAGCGCAUACAAGAGGGAAUCAUUGAAAUCCCACCCUGAUCGAGUCCCGGCCGACUCCCCAGAGAGACCUGCAAGGACACGAAAGUUUCAGGAUAUCAACGACGCCUACUAUACUCUAUCUGACCCUGCACGUCGCCGAGAGUACGACGCUGCUCGCGCAUACGAAGCAGCAGACCAGGAAGCGGAAGAGGAGGUGCCACCUAGUGGCGGCAGUGGGUUCUCUUGGUCCAACUUUGGAUUUAGCGGCAAUCGCGAUGACCGUGACAGCAACCAAUUUGGGUCCGUUUUCGAAGAGAUGCUGCGCGAAGAAGGUCUGGCCGAGGAAAAUGAUGGAGAGGGCGGCAGGCGAACUCGCCCAACCGGCCGAUUUUGGGCACUAGUCGGGGGUGUCAGUGGAGGUGCUUUGGGUUUCAUCGUGGGAAAUGUCCCGGGAGCGCUAGCUGGUGCUGUUGCUGGAAAUAGACUAGGUGCUGUCCGUGACGCCAAGGGCAAAAGUGUCUAUGAAGUUUUCUUGGACCUUCCACAGCCAGAUCGAACGCGGCUCUUGAGCGAACUGGCAGCCAAGAUGUUCCAGUCCACAAUGGGACGCUGA
Penicillium antarcticum is the source of this 657-nucleotide messenger RNA. Its product is annotated as putative DnaJ chaperone (Caj1). The coding region runs from base 1 to 657 and encodes 218 amino acids. The record is from RefSeq and is a predicted model, not a curated record. Lineage: Eukaryota; Fungi; Ascomycota; Eurotiomycetes; Eurotiales; Aspergillaceae. The transcript is spliced from 4 exons.